Molecule: messenger RNA, 26139 nt
Organism: Plasmodium fragile
Lineage: Eukaryota; Apicomplexa; Aconoidasida; Haemosporida; Plasmodiidae
Exons: 4
Coding region: 1-26139 (8712 amino acids)
Source: RefSeq, a predicted model, not a curated record
AUGAAUAUGAUAAAGAAUAUAAUAAAUCAAUUUAUCAAACUGUUCGGACAAGAGUACUUGGGAGAAUGGGACGCCAUACAAAAUUUGACGAUCAAUUCUGUGACCUCCCCGGAAAUCCUGCUGAAGAACGUCCCAUUCCCGGAAAAACUAUUCGAACUUAUGGAGCUACCCUUCGAAAUAGUUUACUCGAACAUAAAAAAUUUGCGUAUAAAAUUUUUGUGGUCAUCCAUUUUUUCAAAUAAUAUAAGUCCCAUAAAUAUUUACGCCAAUGACCUGUUCCUGGUGAUGAAGUUUUCCUACCCAAGUUUGUGGGACACGAACAAAUAUUUGAAUCACCAGUACAAGACGAAAAGAACGAAACUGCAAAAAUGGGACAGCAUUAAUAUGUCCAAGGAAAAAAAAGAAGAAAGUUUUUUAAAAGCACUGCCAGUCAAACUAGUCAACUCACUAAGAAUACUAGUGGAGAAUGUCAAAAUCGUAUUUUUCGAUAAUUAUAUUCAUAAAAAUCCUUUUACCUUUGAAUUUUUUAUAAAUAAUUUUAAGAUAGACGAACUGAACAAGUACAAUGUUAAGCUCACGGAGGAAGAGAAAAAAAAUAUCAAGAAGAACUUCCUAAUUAACAUAUGGAUAAGGAUGAUUGAAUUUCAUAUUAUUUACAAGGAAUACAAAAAGAAGAUAAAGUACAAGAAGCAGAUCAAGAAAAAGAAGCCUGAUUUGCUUCAUAACAGUGAGAAGGUUGCCCAGGGUGCAGCGAAGUCGAAAGGGGGAAGCGACGACGGAAAGGAGGAAUACUUCCUGACGGCCAUAGAGAAUCUGUUCAGCGAGAGUGGGAGUUCUGUGUACCGAGGCAAGAGGUACAGCUGGAGGAGGGCCAAAAGAAGGAGCUCCUUAAAUAACCAUGGAUUGGCAAAAGAGUUUCGUUCCUUCAGUGACUACGACAUCGAUGAAAGGAUAAAAGAAGGGAACUUAAAAAAAAAAGUGCGAAGGAAAAUGCGCACGGGGCGAUUUGGCAAAAAGGUCUCUCCAAACGAAUCAGAGAGUAAGCAAGAAAAUAAAAAAAAAGGAAAAAGUAAUUACAACUUUGAAAUUCCAAAGCAUGACUUAGGGUUCAGAAUAACUGCGAAAGAAGGAUUAGACAUGCACGUCGUUUUUAAGAAGUAUGACGUCAAGGCACUGAGCGAACUGAAAAAUGAUUUAAAGUGUUUCAAGAAUGUGGAACUCUCCUUUGUGAAGCACAUCGAAGAUAACGUCGAAGAUGAUAUUUACCAUAGUGUAAAAAUAGAGGAAGAAGAGGAACAUGUGAAGGGAUCCUGCUAUUGUUAUAACUAUGGCAAUAGUAACCUUGCAGACGCAAACAAUGAUUCGUUUUUUAUUUCCAAUAAUCCAAACGGGCACGAACCCCAUAAUGAUCUUUCUAACUCCGAAUUGAGAAACUACGAUAAAAUAAUGGAACGAAGCUUCCAGAAUGACUACCCCCCUGUCUUUAGUGACAUUUCUGCGUUUGAAAGUUUAGACGUCUUUUUCACCACCUCAGCAUUAGACUCCUUUUUCAAUUUCGUGAGGUAUAUAGAAUUUUGGUUCGUAUACAAAGCGGGAUGCAACAUAAUUUUUAACAUCAUGCCGAGUAUAGAACAUUGCAUAAGAUAUUGUGAAUUCAGAAAAUUGCGAAAUGAGAAGAAUUACGUUUAUGACGAGGGGUCUGAACAUUUUCUGGAAACGUUUGAAGCUUCAUGUCCUAUUCACUUGCUAACCAAGUUGAGAAUUCUCUCCGAUGAGUGCAUAUACAGCAAGGAAUAUUUUAACAACGACCAUUUGAAGAGAAAAGAGUGGAAAAAGUUACUCUAUAAUUUUAUUAAAAACCAGAAAGGGCCAACCACGUCCAUUAUCAAUGAAAAUUUGGAAAAGUUAGACAAAUGGUUUUCUCACGAAAUGCUAUUUAAUUUGGUCAUUCCAAACUUUAAUUUCAACUACAUCCCCAUAAAAUUUAGUCACUUCAGUAAUUCUAGUGUAAAGGGUAAUAAGUGCCUCCUAUCCUAUACAGUAGCUUGUUCCUUCCUCUUUAAGCAGGAAAAACUAUCGAUCAUAAAGAAGAAGAUGAGCACUUAUUUGCACAACGUCGACAUGCAUUCCCUUUUUGUGCUCUUUAAGAAAAAUAAAAAAUUUGUUAUGAAUAAGAAAAAGUACUGCAUUCACUAUGUAGAGAAAUUACCCAUGAAAAAUGCUUGCUUGUGUCAUGAGCCGAAUGGAAACAAUGCAGGCUUUUACCAUUGGGGGCACCCGAAUAUGGAGGACGACUGUGUUGACUUGCUCGAGGGCAUGCAUUCCAAGGAGGUAGGAAUUAUAGAGAACAAUUCAGGGAAUAUGAUAAGUGGUCUAAUGAGACAGGGGGGAACACAAAAGGGGGUAGCCGCAGAUGGCACAGAUUAUUACGCAGCAAAUGGAGUAGCGCAUCAGGGGAAUAAUGCAAGUAGGGACCCUCCGAAUGAGAGUGGUUGUGUUACCAAGGAAGCAUUAAAAGACAGUAACAGCGCCAAGAGAAACAGCCUAACGCAAGCAGAUCGGAGUGGUGAUGAAAAUAGUCUCAGGGCGCAACGCGAAAGUGUGAAUGGAAAUUUGUACAACUGUAGCAAUACAGCGAGCGACCAAGAUGACAUCCUUUGCAUGAACAGCUUUAAAGACUACAAUAUGUGCAAGCUAUUUGGGAGAGGAUAUUUUGGUGAAAACCAUCAUGAAGGGAAAGAAGAAGGAGACAAAAUCCAAGUCGAAAAUCUACAAAGUCUUGAAAAUGAACAUAUCAAAAAUGAGCAUGAAGAAGGUAAGGGAAAUAACAACAGCGAUCCUUAUAUGAAAAACAAUCGAAAUACAUUCUGGAAGUUUAUACUAGGUAAGAAGAAAAAAGAAACCCUAGACAAUAUUGAAAAACAGAAUGCCGAACCUAUUGACGACAAGAAUUUUGAUAGAAUAAUUAAUAACCAAGUUGUCCUAGUCCCAAAUUGCCUAAUCAUUACUAUUCAUGAUUACGCCAACAAUGUAAGCGAAAUUGACGUAACCAUGUGCAAGUACGUAAUUAAUGCUAAUAAUUUAUUACCACUUGUGAACUUCAUCCCCACGAACAACAUCUGUCUUGAGCUGUUCCUGAAAUAUGAUAAUUACAUCGAUAAGGAUGUUAUCGAAUGUAUUUGCCUAUUUUUAUGUAAAAAGGUAACAAGGAAGAAAAUUUUGCGUGUUCGCAUGGAUGAUUUGAAGUUCUACUUUUUUCACUCUUCGUACGUACAAAACGAAGUGCUUAAUUUGAGAAGCUUCCUUAAUAAGACGAGACGAAAGAGCAACGCCCGGGAAAACUCGUGUUGUCAAGAAAAGUUCAUCGAGCAUGAUCUUCUUCUCGAUCCGUUUAAAACUGUGGUGCAUGAAAACCACACUGAAAUGAUAAUGGUAGGAAAAGAAUUGCAUAAUGAUAAUAAGACCAUUGAGAGCAAUAACUGCGUCGUAAGGACCACCACAAACGGGGGUGUUACGAAUAGUAAUAAUCACCGAGGGCAAAGCAACCACGAUAGUACUAGUGGGACCACCUCCAGCACUUGCGAAGAGUCGGAGGAGGACCAUGACGGAGAUGAACUGGGAAGAGGUAGAAGGAAUAACCUCCACAGAAGUAGAAGUCUAGAUCAUUUUGUAAGAAUGCAAGAAAGUGACAUAACCAACAUACAUAACAUUAUUUUUAACAAUCUCUUUGUUUCUCACUCGAAUGUCUAUCACACAAAAGUGAACAACACCUUUUCCUAUCUGAGGAAGAGAAAUUUCCUGUACUCGAUUAAAAGCAGAUACUAUAGUUUUUUAAGGGGGUAUAUUCAGUAUAAUAACAAUAGGAACAAGGUAAAGAAUCGAAAUUUGUUAUCAAUUGGAGUUUUUGGUCAUGUGAGAAAUAUGUUCGUAUUCGUUGACAAGAUUGAUUCGUUGGUUUAUCUCAGCGCAAGGAGCGUGGACGUGGACCACAUUUUUCACACUUGCUUUGCGAAUGUGAAGAGUAGCGACUAUGCGGGUGAUCGCGGGGAUUCUGCGGAAGGAUUGUGGGGCGAAAUGCAUUUGGAAGAAGGCCGCCUAGGCCAGGUAGCCACUCCGUCCAUGGAAAAUUGCGGCUCCGCAGAUAUGGUAACAAAUGGCCCAAUUGGAAGCAUCACUAGUUGCAGUAUCAUCAGCAAAAGUGACAACCGUACGGGGAAAUCUCCCAUGGUGUCCCCAAAUAAGAAAAACAGAGAAGCGCUCCUUAGCAUAAAAUCGGUGAAGCUGAAAAAAAACGACAACGUGGUGUCCUUUACGGUGCAUCUCCUAAAUUGCAGCUUGAACGAAAUCUGUGUAUCCCUCAUUGGAAUACACAAACAUGUACUGCCUUUAGAGCACCUCGAGUUGAUAAAACGAAGAGUCAGCAAAAUAACGAAUAUCAGGCUGUUCCUCGUGUGUAACAAUGAAAACACCAUGCACUUGACCAAGAUUGAUGUGACGAAUGUGUUGCUCUACAAUAUGUUAAACAGGUAUUUAAAGACAAACCAUAUGGUAAGGGAAAACCACACGAAUGGUGGUGACACUCCCGAGAAUAAGGAUAACGAGUUUACGGUUAACAAGAAUUACGAGAAGUAUAUAAAAAAAUUGGUCGUCAAAAUUUUAGACAAUGAAAAAACUGUGUACAAUAAAGAAGACUUUGAAAAAAUAUUUUACAUGAUUUUGAGAAAGAGAGUCACACAACAGGGUAAAGAGGGUUCAUACGUCGGUAACAAAAAAGAGGGUCUCCAAAAUUUUAAGACACACGAUAACAGGAGCAUGUUCAUUAGUCACAGUUCGGACAUGCUACACUCCUUCAGCAGCAAUAACGAUAUUGUUCAAAAUUACUACACAAAGAGGAAGGACAGAUAUACGAACCUGACUGCCACUUCCAAAUCUCUGGAAUUGGAUUAUCACACCUGUAAUGAGGACACCCUGAUGAGCAACUCUGAAUAUGACGAGAAGUCUGAUUUGUGCAACGAUUCUAAUUACAUCAAUUUGGAGACAGAACGUAAUUCGUACUACAAUGACAUUGAAGGAAGUAAUCAAGAUGCAUGGAAAGGGAAGGAUGAGCCAAAUGAGGCCAACAACAAGGAGGAAAAAUUAUUCAUGCAAGAUGAGAAGGAACAGUAUAAGGACAUAGAUUUGUUGAAGCCAUCCAAGAGGUACAACGACGAACACUGCAAAUACAUGAAUCUUAGAAACCUGUUUAAUUUUGAUGAGGUACUAGGCGAUAGAGAAACAAUAAUGGGGGAUGAAAUUUUUAUUGAUAAAUGUAUAUCCAAUGUGGACAUAUCACAGGUGGACAACCUGAAUGGGACAGAAGUAGAGGGGGAAGACAAACCCCAGAAAAAAAAAACAUUCAUUUUUUUCUUCCUAAUAAGCAAAACAAGUAUUGCUAUUUGUAACAAAAAUGAAGGUAUAUUCAAAAUUGUGUGCAAUGACUUUAUGAGUGAGUUGACUCAUAUGGCUAGCUAUCUAAAUGUAUCCUUGAGAAUGAACACGCUAUACUUUUUCUACAUCCUCACCGUUUCGAGAAAGGCCCAGAAAGGUAUCCUCCCAAAGGAGAUCAGUGAAAAAGCGGACAAUAUAUUUGAUGAAGAAAAAGUUGCCGGCGUGCGAAAGAAUACGUGUAAAAAAUAUGUCAUCUUAACCGACUCGAUAAGUAAUAUAUUGAGUGUUUCCAAGUCCAGUCUCAAAAAAAAAAAAAACAGCGAACUCUUUAAUCAGUAUGUAUGCAUUUUGGCAAGAAAAAAAUUUAAGCUCUUUAUCGAUUAUGAUAGUAAAGUGAAAAAUCCCAAGCCGCAGCUGCAUCUAGAUAUGCACAUAAACAAAGAGACCAACAAAAAAACUGUAAAACUGUCUCUCAACAAUUUCAACCUGUUUUGCAGCUCCACCUUAUUCGUUUUGCUAAAUAGUGUUGUGAUAAAUUACUUUUUGGCGUACAUCCAGGAGAAAGAAAAAGUGAACAUUCUGCUCUGCAGGUACGGGAACACGUUGCGGAAUAGAGGCAGCCAGUCAAAUCAUGUGGAGCAUGGACCUGUGAAGAGGAAAAAGGAAAAGGGCGACGACAUGGUUGUUGUAUCCCUCGAGAAAUGGCUAAGUAGCCAUGAAGUGCUGGACACGCUGCGUACAUCAAGCAACGACAGUUUUGUAGACGAGACGUAUGCAGACAAUGACAUUAGCUAUAAUAUUUUAGAUCAAAAAAGGAAACAUAUGGAUGAGCUAAAUGAGGAUAUCAUCAAUUUAACCAAUAACACUUUUUAUUACGAUUUAUCCGAGAAUGAACAUGGGACACAAAGGAACAUCCAAAGGAACGCGCUCCAUCAGAAUGAACAAUGUGAGGGCAACCCCCUUUGUGGUGUCAAAGGGGGAAGCGUAGUCGAAAAUGGGAGCAAUAUUGAUAACAAUUCUGUGAGCAAAGGUCUGUACAAUGAUUUGUACUACCACGAAAAGGUCACCAAGUCGGGGAAGGUAAAGAGAAAAAUUGCCGUGGAUGAUACGUGUGGAGGACUCGUAUCGAAAAGAAGGUUCGACGACACGAGUGGCAACCUUCACGGACUCUCCCCAAAUCUUAACUCGCAAGAAAAUAUAACUUCCCACGAAAAUGGUAACCCACGAAAUUGGACAAAGAGUGAUCUCAGUGUUGUAAAAUCAGACACGAAGCGAGAUGUCAUUUGUUCAGGCAUCACGUUUGCAAAGGAGGACCCCCCACAAUCUGAUCACAGCAAGGAGAUUCAUGAAGUGCGGCUCAUAAAUGGAGAUAACACCCUGAAUACAACGUCUGAGGGAUUGGCAAACGAUCAAUCUUUGAACAGUGCCUAUCAUGACGAGUUACAGAACAAUUAUGAUACUCCUCCGAGUGUAAUCAAUGCGAUGUACGAAAAUUUAGAGGUAGGAAGUGACAAUCAAAAGGAGGAAGUGAGUCAAAAUAUUGUCCAUGUGGACAAUGAGAAAAAUAGAAUCAAUACAUUAUCGAAGAACAUAUUGGCUGAGCACAAUUGCAAGCGAAGACGCAGCAACAGAGAAAGGCAUAAUGUUACUGAAAAUAUCCUAAGGAGGAACAAAAAAGUAUGUCACGCAUUUGCACAGCAACAGGGGGAAGCGCCAACCUCUACGAGGAACACACACAAGGGGGAAGAGGAAGAAGAAAAGUCUCAAAACAGUGCAGAGAUUAACCUAUUUGUGUGUUCCGAGAAUGUCAACAUAUGCUAUCUUAUUAACUACCACCGCUUCAAGUAUAUCUACAAGAAGAAUAACAAAGUGCACGCCUACAUGAAUGAUUAUAUGAAUUUUAUUGAUAGCUGUUCCAACUAUUGCAAAGAGGACAAGAAGAAGGACGGAGAAAAUUUUGACCAUAUUGGAAUAAUGAACAAAGAUCUAUACAAUUUAAAUUUAAAUUUUCUAUUUAAACUGGAGUAUAGAUGUACACAAAAUAAGAAAAAGUCCAUAAAUGCUUUCUUUCCCUUUCUUUAUAUUAUCCUUAUGAAGAAUUGCAACUAUGUCAUUUCGCAUUUAACAAUUGUUGAUGUCAAAGUGAAUGCUAAUUUUUUGUGUAAAAUUGAGGAAGAAAAAAAAAAAAAAAAUAAUAAUAAAAAUUAUUUACAGGACAAAAAUACUCUACAAAGGUACGACAAGGCAAUGUUGAAUUAUUUACCCGAAGAACAACCCUAUUGUGGCCGGGACGAAACUCAUGCUGCAGAGAAAUGGAAGGCAAAUGGAAGCACACAUAGGAGCUCACACAGCAGCUGCAAGAAUUUUGCCAAGAAAUAUUACGACAGGUUGAGUGACAAAUCCCAGUACACAAACUGUAGCGGGGAAAACUCCCUCACGGACAGCUGCAUAAUAGCAAGGCGUAUGAACAGUAGCCUGUCUGUAAACAAACGAAUGUCACACAGGAUGAGUAGGAAACACGCCAACAACUCCGAUUUGAUCUAUGAUCUAAAGGUGAUAAAAGGGGUUAUAAGGAGUGGGAAGGAUUCAUCGCCCGAAAGGACCAGCGACUGCAACACUCAUGAUAAAAUGGAGAAGCAUGACGGCGAGAGGAAUAACUCUUUCAACAUUAGUGGUGGAAUGAACCAAGAGGAAUCCAUAUCUAGUGAAAGGAAAAUCAGAAAGCAGCGUUCUUACAUGAGGUUUCUGUUUAAUUAUAAGCAACAUGACCUUGCGCAACCAGGGGGAAGCGAAAUUAUGCAAACUAGGCAAGGUGAACCUAUUACCGCUAUUCAGGGGAGUAGUGCCCACAGUGGCAGCAUGAAUAAAGUGUCGCACGCAAAGAACAUUUUGAAGCACCUAAAUUCUGUUGUCAACAUUAUGGGAAAUAAUAACGGCACCUGGAAAUCUAUACUGAAGAACGACAACAGCACCAAGCGAUCGCUGAGCCUGUUCAGUUUCAAGUCCCCCGCGUUUCUACACAAAAAGGCCGCUCGAUGGAAUAGCAGCACGUUGGGAGUUAUGCAUACAGAAGAUGGUACGAACAAUGCAUCCUACGACUUGAGCAGCGUGAAUGGACAGAAGAGGGAGUGCAUCUCUGGGGUGGAAGGAAAAGACGCAAAGGGUCAAGGGGAGGACGUCUUAAAAUUUGCCGACCAAAGCAGUGAUAACUUUGUGAGCAUUUCCCAACAAGACAGUUGCUACCACGUUGGGGAUGAACAAUACAUGGGAAGUUGCAAAAAGGAAAAGAACAAAACGAGAGGCAACCAAUCGAAAUGUAGGCACUUGUUUCACAGUGUCCCCAUAAAUAAUGAACGGGGCGAAUACAAAUUAGGAAACCAAAAAAGAAAAAAAGAAGAAUAUCCACAAUUAGAAGGAGACACCAAAAAAACAGCCUUGUGGAAGCUCUCCAGGUGUAAGCUAUCUGUGUAUAAUAUAAACCUAUUCAGCUGCAUCUAUUUGAGACGAUUUAAACGAGGGAAGCAAAAGUACUUACAACCCCUGGUGUAUAAUUAUAAGCAUGCUAACGGUUUAAAUUAUUUUCAAGCGAAUAGGAAUGAAAAUGACUUUUAUAAUCCCUCUUUUCUACAAAACCGUUUCGACAUGUAUGCUAAUUUGAAGGCCAUGAAUUAUGACAACGUGAGAAACAAUAACUAUGUUGUGGAGAAGGACUUAAAGUUUGUAGAAUACAUUAACCACGUAUAUAGUUUGGAAUGGUUCAACAAAUUUAAUGUUCAUCAUUUGUAUAAUAUAAACAGGAUCCAGUCGAGGGUGUCUAGAUGUAUGUGUCUGAAUGGUAAAGGUAGUCCCGAUUGCGCCGCUGGAAAUAUUGUUUGUUGCUAUGUGCCCAUAUUUUAUAAGCACAUUUCAGCGUCUUACAGAAAUGUAUACAAAUUUCUGCUACUAACCAAAUACUACGAAAGUGUGCAUUAUCUACCGAGGUUGUGUAAAAAGGGAGGGGUAUCACAUGCCAACGGUGGAGAUGAGCCGCAUGGGAAAAGUACAAACAUGGUGAGGAAUGAACAAUUAGAUGGGAACAUGUUGGAGAAAAGAGCUUCAGGGGUGCAAGAAAUGGACAAAGAACUUUUAGAGGUAAAUACAAAUGAUGAGAAGGAGAGGCACAAGGCAGAUACGAAAGGAAGCUUGAAGAAGGCCAAAGGGCGCAACACUGAUAAUCCUGCGAAGAAAGGGAAAAGGGAAAAGAAAAACAAAGCACUCAUGUUUGGGGCGAAUGAUAAACACUUCAAUGUGAACAAGUACCACAGUAUGAAUAAUGAGGAAACAUUACAAAAAAGAAGCAAGGGAAAGGAAAGUGCCACUUUUACUCAUCCCUUGAAUGACAUAACAGACGCAUGUGGGGCGGAACAAGGAAAAACAUUUUAUCAUGACGACGCGAGUGAUUUGUUCGAAAAUGAUGAGAACGUAACAGGUCCACCAAGCAAAUGCACCCGUCUUAGCGAAAACCAUGUUAACAGCUUCCAUAAUUACUUAAUAUAUAAGAGAGACUUUUUAAAAUGCAGCUCUUGGAAGGCAAACCACCUUUAUGUCUCUCUAAAGGAGGUAGAAUGUUACGAUCAGGACACGAACAAUAGGAAUAGACUUUCAAAGAGAAGCUUGAAGAAGCAUGGGAAGAAAAGUAAUAAGAAGACCCAGAAGUGCUUCAAUUUUUACAUUCACUUGCACGCUUCUAGUAUUAACCUCGAUCCAUACUUCAUUUCAACAUGCAACUUUUACGUAGUCAAUAAUUUAAACAAAAAUUUAAUUGCAUACGAUAUAAAGGAAACCAAGGAUUAUAUCAUUCAUAAGCAUAAGGAAAUGCAGCAGUACUACAAGCAGACAGUUGGGUGGAGUGAACAUUUGGAGAAUGCAGGAAGUGAAUGUGCGGUCAAUUCGUACGAGCAUGAGAAGGGUCCGGGAAGGCUACAAAAGGUUCGUUUAAAAAGAGGACAUAUGGAGAAGAAUCUUGAAGGGGUAGAUGCCACCGAAUGUUCUACCAUCCAUGAUGAGGAAAAUUCGAGGCAAGUUGCAGAGGAGGGGAAAACACCCGAAGAGCUGUUAACCUUUAGCCCGCCGAAGACGCUAAAGUUGUUCCGUCUGAUGAAUUCCCUUAACAACCUUACGAACAAAAUUAAUGAAAAAUUAAAAAAUAAUAAAGUCAUAAUUAAUGUGGACAUAAAAAACAUAGACGUUAAUGUGCUUGACUGCUCCUACAUUUAUGAAAGUAAAUAUUUUCUAGUGGAUCAUGUGCACCCCUUUUACAAUAGCCAGUAUGUAUACAUGUCAAAGGAGAAGUAUGAACGAAUCAGGAGAACAAAAGCGAAUCACUCCAACGACUUUUCAAAUCUUGAGUCGAUGGAAACCAAACAUUUUUCGAGCACUAUUAAUAAUCUCAUCUUCAAUAGACUUACAAAUUAUUAUAAUGACAACUCAUUCUACAUAGUUUCUAUUAAUGCUAAUAAAGUUAAGAGAAUUUCUAUACAGCUGUAUUGUACAGUUAUACUGAACAAUUUUGUCAAGCAAGAAAAUGUGAAUGACGUGUUGAGUAUCAUUUUGUACAAGUACAGAAUGAAGUUCUCAAGCCUUAAGAUAAAAAGGGUGAGGAACGUAAUGAAGGAUGGGAAGCAAGACAUAAUGAAUAUGCUCCAAGAAAUGGAUCUGGAUGACACGGACGAUACCACAAAGGCAGGAAAAAGAAAAAAACAUAGAAAAGGCAGGAGACGGAAAAGUGAUAGUAAUAGCCAACUUAACAUGUACAAACAGAUCUCAAGGUGUAAUGACAAACAAAAUACUUACAGCUCCCUCAACAAGGACAGCUUGAUUGGAAGCACCAAAAAUGUUCUCUACGAUUAUAUGAUAAAAAAGAACAAUGAGGUGCAUAAAUUCGGGCGGUUCGCGAGUAAUGAUGAGGCAGAAGAAGGGGCAUCAUUUAUGCCCACUCCGCCAACUGCGUCGUCUUUGUGCUCCUCCGAACCCACUUCAGUGCCGGUAUCAGCGUGGACAUCCGCAGGCACAUCCGCGGUAACUUCUCCGGUGAGCUCUGCCCAGUCCACGUCGAUCAACUCCAUCCUGUCGUAUGACUCAAACCUCGCAAAGACAGUCCCACAAAUGCGUGAAGAAGUGCACGAAGGUAGAAGACACAGAUCGACCUGUGAACCGUUUCAUCUAUCGAAGGGGGAAAAAAUAAAAGAGCCCGCUUUACAAAUAAAAAGAAGACACAAGAGAGAGAGCAACAGCUUCUCUGACAGUAUAUACACAAAGCAUUCCAUCUCGCUAAGAAAGUAUGUGGGCCAAUUUAAUGAUUAUGAGAAUGGAAAAUCCGUAAGCUUCCACAAUUUUUGGACCCACAGUGGAUACCACAUGGAUGACGAUUCGAAAAAUGAGCGAAGAGUAAACAAAAAAAAAGUGAAAAAUAAAUUUUAUAAGUACAUUAAGAAGAUAUAUAACAAUAUGACAUCCAAGCAGAAGAAGAAAAAUAUAAUCCUAAACAGCAUCGUUGAGAAUAAUAAGUGGUUCGUUAGUGUAGAAAAUUUGAUUUUCUAUUUACCCCAGUUUAAAAAAGGAUUUAAAUUUUACUUAUAUUUGAACAAAUUUAUUAUAUACGACUAUAACCAAAUAAAUGUAUGCAACAACAUUUCUCAAUUUAGAUUAUUCCUUGGGAAUAAUGCAGAGAGGAGGUACCUACACCUAUGCAACAAAAUCAUUCGCACGUUUAAUCACCUACACCUGAAUAGAGAUUUACUCAAAGGAAAUUUGAGGAGAAAAAUGGUGUUACAAAAAAUGCACCAAGAACUAUAUAAUAAUCAGGUUUGUGUCAUAGCAAAUGAGGGCAUAAAGAAUAUCGACUUUGUUUUGGAUUUGAAAAAUACAAGGCUUACUUUGCACAACAGGACAAUCAUGGAUUUAGUUAACUACUUCACCGAACUGUCCAUCAGCACAUUUUCAUUCCUGUACGUAUAUUCCGUCUACCCAGAGAUAUCUUUUUCUACCGUGUCGCACGUGUCUUCGUGCAUGAAUGUGGAUAAUUUUCAGAAGGGGCUCCUGCUAUAUAACAAUCUUCUGAAAAACUACGUUGACACUUAUAAAAGUGGGAAGCCACAGAAUGAUAGCCUCAUGAGCAUGUCUUCACGGAACAGCAGCAAUAAUAGAAACAAAUGGAAUGCAUCGUUCGCAAGUGCAUCCAACAUGGUGGAUUUGGAGAGACCCCACUUUGAGAAGUCCCACAGUUUUGAGGACCCAAACCGAAGCGACAACAACAGUCUGAAUAGUCUAGACCGCAGGCAGGAAGAACAGAAACGAAGUAGACAUGCGAACAUAACAGACCAGAGAGGACAAAGCAAAAGCGAACACGCUUCGGACAUUAGCAAUAUAAAUAUGCUGAUAGAAAAAAUGAUUUCCCACAAAAAUAAAAUAAAUUAUAAGUACCUAAUUAUGAAUAAAUUCGAAUACCAAACGAAAGAGCACAGCUCGUUGAAAGAAUUACAUGACAAGAAUUACUACUUUCUAGCGUUUAUAAAUAACAAUUUGCUGUUCUUCUUAUAUUUCUACACCAAGUAUAAAACCGUCCUGAAUUUCGUGUCCACUGAGGAGGUAUUGAGUCUGAGACCCAACUACGUUUAUCCUAUCAGACGCAUUAAGCACCACACACUGGUAAAGGCGAACAAGAUUUGCGAAAAUAUAAAAUCGAAAAAAAAGUUCAUGCAUGUGCGCAAGAAAUAUAUGCAAAGGGAACAACUCAAAGUUUCUACCUCUAGAAUAAUGGAAAAGAAAAAAAAAAGACAGAGCAAGUUGAAAAAAUACAUCAGGUAUAAUAAGCAAGAGGAGGAAAGCAAUGCAUAUAAGGAGAAGAACCCAUCAUAUGAACCCAAAGUAAACUCGCUUCUAGGUUGGAAGGAACUUUCAUAUCGUCCUGGUGAGAAGGAAAGGAAGGGGAAAAAGGAACCAUUCCCUGUUAAUCACUUCAAGAUGGAAAAGUACAAUAUGCAUGAUAAUGUGAACACUGCUUCUAUAAAGAACGAACAUGAAGAGAUCAUUCCUGGUAGUAGCUUAGGCAGCGCGGCAAAUCAAAAAGCUAUUGUAAAAUCCGGGUCAAUUACGUAUGAUAAGAUGAACAAUGACGGAGCGGCGGAAUACAAGAAAAAGAAAGAUAUCAAGGAGAAUGCUCAAGAAGUUAAAGGCUUUUCUACAAAAUUAAAAACUACCAUAAGAAAACUUUUUACCCGAAGGUUAUCCUCCCAUGGGUUGGGAAAUAAGAAUCAGGACGAUGACAAAAAAAGAGACAUCAUCUCGAACACGUCGAAUGAGUUAUUCUCCACGGAGUAUAACUCAGUGCUGCAUAAAGGAAAGGACAGAUCCGAGGUCAGCUCAGCAAACAACCAGAUAACUUCUUUCGACAAUGUACAUUGCUUUCGAAAUAAAUGCAUUUCCUUAAAGAUGAAGGUGAACCUGUUCGAAACCUGGGUUAUCCAGGAAGACCUGUUCAAUGUGCAAGAUGAGAAGAAGACAAAUGUACGAGUCAGCUCAUUUCUGAAAAAACAGAAAAAAAAAAAAAAAAACUUUUUGGAGUCGUCCUCUCUGGACAAUCAUAAAUCAGCAACGGGGGAAAAACAAAUGAGAGGUAACAGAGGAUCCGGCAAAAGUAUAAUAAGUGAAUCGAACAGCUAUGGAGAAGAUAACCCAUAUGAGCAAGUGGAGGAAGACCAAAACUUGAGCAUCAAAUCUGCUAGUUCUACCAACUCUGGUAGUAACGUAAACAUUCUGAACAUUCUGGAAAAAUCCAAAAAUUAUUUCAACACAUUUAUGAAUAGGAAAAUCAACAAGCAGAUUUUUUACCUGGCGAAAAGGAGGACCUCCAAAAAUGAUUUAGAAGAUUUUAACGAAAAUGUUCCAGCAGUCAUGGGAACGAAAAAGAAUAAUGUUAAGGAAAAGGAGAUGAGAAAAAAUGUGGUCAAAUUGAACGUGGGAAAUACGCCGGAUUCCCAAAUGUUGGUGGACUCUUCCUCCCUAAGUGAAUACAGCUACGUUAAAGACAAAGCGUUGUCACACUUUUUAGGCAAGUCAAAUAGUAACAUGUACAUUUAUGGAGAUAGAUAUGUUGGGGAGAAGGACCUCUUUAACACAAUGGCAAAACAAAAAAUAAAAAAAUGGAAUCAAUACCACAAGUGGGAGAAGAAAAAACAAAAAAGGAAAAAUAUAAGAGACAACAAUAGGAAUAUAUGUCUCUCUAUCAUUUUUAGUGUAGACACAUAUUACAAGGAACAGGAGAAAUUGGACUACUCAAAGUUUAAGAUAGAAGUAAAUAAGGUAAACAUCAUGUUAGGGAAGUGUUUCAACUUUAAUGAUAUUUAUGAUCAGUUCAAAUUGUACAGGAGCGGCAACAACUUCAGGGCAUCUGUAUACGAAUCGGGAUUUUUCGAUUUAAAUAAUCCACAUGACGCUUCUAACAACGAUAGGAAUUAUGCGUACAUGAAAAAACUGCUCAAUCGAAACGACAAAAUGUCCAGCAGCGAAAUGGAAUAUGCUUUUUAUGAUAACACCAACUUUUAUAAUAUAUACUACAACGAGAUGAAGGAUGUGAAGAUGGCCAGGAGGAUGAUCAGAAGUGGGACGAGGAGGGGCCAUAGGCGAAGCCAUCAUCACGCUGAACCUGGUGAUCUGACCCACAGAACAGACAUCCGCAGUGGAGAAGAAGAGUCCAAUGAUGGAGCAAGCAGUGUGGAAAAGCAAGCAGACAAAUACCUAAUCAAUGGAGGCAUUACCGAUGAUCUAUCUUGCAAGACAGAGAACGAGCCAUUCAAUCCGUCAAGGAAAAGCAUAACUUUCACGUCUACGCACGAGGCGGAGUACUCUGAGCACGCGAAAAAAAGGCGUCACAACAACACCGAGCAUAUGUCCAAAUGCAACAUGUCGAAAUUUGACGGCAACCAGUCGCGAAAGCACAAAGAGGAGAAGAAGGCAUUUGCGAGACACAGUAAAAUGUUUAUAUUGAAAAAUAAGAACAAAAUUAUUUACAAAGACAAGUUUAACAUUUUUUUGAAUCAUAACAAUAAUAUAUUUAUGCCAAACAUUAAGGAUGAAAAUGACUGGCUGCUCAGCAUCAACAGUGUGUAUGUAUUAGCAAAUUCGAUAAGAGGGAAAAGAUCCUUUAACGUAAGUUGCCACGAACUGCUCAUAAAUUUAACCAUAGACAAUAUAAAGGAGAUGUAUAAACUACAGACCAAUUUUAAUUACAAUAUAUACUACACAGGGUUUUACAGAACUUAUUCUUCCUUUGUGAAGAAUAUUUAUGUGCUUCCAUUUCUUCACAAGGACAAAACGUGUACUGAAAAAUCGAACGAAAAAUUAAAAAUAAAUGGGGUAUACUUAAGUAGCAUGAAUAAGCUCAAGGUUCCGGACAAAAAUACUCUACACAACAGUUUGAAGGUAAGGAAGCGGAUGAACACAUCGUAUAGGAGUUUGUAUGGAGAAAAAUGUGCCAAGGAAUCAACUGACUCAUGUGAUGAGUACACACCUAACAGUCUUAAGGGUUCUUAUGGGCAGGAAGACUCAUAUGACAUACUCCCAACUGGGACAACCUCGCAAAGGAAUAACGGAAUGGAUGGACACCCCUCAGUGGCUACCGCACCAAAUGCUAAGAGCAAAUGUGGCAUAGCAGAGGAAACACAGGAAGGCAUCUUAAUGAAAGAUAAGUCACAGGGCAAAAAUAAAUGCAUCUCCUUUAAUGACAUGAAUGAACUAAUUGGGGAGACUGAUAAAGAGAGAAACGAGAAAACUUUCCCCCAAAAUGAGGAGCAAGGAGGAGAUGUAUAUAACCUGAUUAGGGAAAAGACGAUACUUGUUCGCGACAUGGAGGAAGAUGAAAAUUACAUCAACAAUGAUAUCACAACCAUAUACACUGUUCGUAAAUAUUUCCUCAUUCAAAAUUUUAAUAUAUACAAAAAAAUGAUGAAUUAUUAUGCAAAAAUGCAGAAUUUUAUCGACCUGGAAGAGAGAAAUACAACGUACACUGAAAUUAUUCAUACGUUGAAGGAAACCUAUGUGAAGAUAGAACAGUACCGAGAGAAUCUCUAUUACCUGUACAGUCAGCUAUUUUCCAUAAUCAGAAAUAUUAACGACGAAAAGAAUAUUAUAUGUCAUGGACUUGUCUUUCUAAAGCUACUAAAUUGUCUAUACACAUAUAGCAAUAAAUAUAUCACCAACUUAUUUUACUACUUGUUCGUUUUUUCUAAAUAUAAUACAUUUCCCGAUUAUCUAUGUAAUAUACAGAAAUAUUUCGACUACAAAUAUUUUACUUACUUCACCAACAAGAUUGGCAAUGUGGAUGCGUGUAAUGUUGGAGGAAGGAUGAGUAAAGAGUUUACACAUUGGAUCAGUUACAAUAAGAGUGGGGUGUUGUCCCCGCAUGAGAAGGACAUGUCUAUGCUACCCAAAAGUGGAAGUAGCCCCAUCAUGAACGAGAACCUGGCCCUACAGCAGGAGAUAAACGAGAAUAUUAAGAAGGAGGAAAUGCUCAAGGAGAACGAAGUGAACAAAAAGAAUUUAUCAUGUUUCAUUAUUUCUGCCCUGCUGUAUUUGUACCAGCCUUACAAGUACAGAUAUGAAAGAUGCGCUCCCGUGACAAAUAGGAAGAAGGAAAAUUUGAAGCGAAUAUUCAAACGGAAGCAGCACAUUUCGUCACUCUCGGAGGAAUAUGGUCUAUUACAGCGCCAGAACAGCGCCUCUUACGAAAUGGGACAAGGGAACGAAGCGAUGCAUACACACGUAGGGAAUCAAAUCAGCCGAGAAAUGACCUCCGAACUGAACGAUAUAUACGAGGUGGACAACAGAAUGGAAGAAAAUAUAAUGACCAAAUUCGAUGCGCUCAGCUCAGAAGAAGGCAAAGAAAUAAAAAUAAGGAAAAACAAAUCGUACAUGUUUCACAAGAAGGGAAUAAAGAUAAGGAUAAAAAUCCGUGUAAACAAUGUGUGCCUCAAAAUACACCAGUUAAACAAGGAAAAUAUAUUAACGCUAAAUUUGUACGACUUGAAUUAUUACAUGUUUACCUGUCUCUAUCAAUAUCAUUUUUUCUUUCACAAGACGAAUGAGCAUGUUGGUUUUUACCUGAACGAUACAGUGGAGAAAAUUAAAUUUGAAGAUAUCUACGCUAUUACAGAAAAGAGCGAAAUGAAGAAAAGAGUGAAAAAUAAUUUGUUUAUGGACAGUUUAUGGUAUGAUUUGUCCGCUCAAGAAUCCGCCAUUCAGGACGAACUGUACAAAUUCCAGUGGGGAAAUAAAAAGGAGAAGAAGAAAAAAAAAAAAAACUGUAUUAAAAUGCAUUUGACUUUUAAAGUAGGCUUAAAAACGUAUGACAAUAUGUACAACAUUCAGGACAAUAUAAUCAACCCCAUCACCUUUACGCUUUUAAUAAAUGAGAAGUUUAAAUAUUUUCCUAUUUUGCGUGUCCACUUGUACACCACAAGUAUUAACUUGAACAUCACCACAUCCUUCCUGUACCUGUACAAAUAUUUAUACUCAAAUUUAAAUUUUAAGAAAGACCUCAAUGACGUGAAAAACUCCAACAUUGAGAUUUACAAUGACCUCCACUCAGAAAUUAUAAUUUUUUACAAAACCAGGACGAAGAAUAACAACUACACAUGGAAGCUGAACAUUUUAGACAAGAACGAAUACCACCAGUUUCCGUGCGAGUGUCUUUACUUUUGUAUUAACAAGAAAAAGGAGAAGAAAAAGUUGAAUUCUGAAUUAUACGAAAUGAAAAGGAAUUCCGAAGAUUUCAUUAUAACCAAUGAACACGACUUGAAUAGCGUUUUCAGGGAUAUUUGCACAAUUGGUUUUAAGAGAAGGAACCUGCAUAACUCAGUGGCCAAGCAUGAGAAGCACCUCCUCUAUGACAACACGCAGAGUGUGUAUGACAUCCUGCAUCAGUUCACUUACCGAAUGCCCUUCCUGUACAAGGAGCAGGGGAAUGACAAUAAAAUCAUCAACAUAAUAAAGAAGAAGCCAUCCUGGAUUUACAUCGGCGUGCUAUACACCGAUGAUUUGUACUCGCGCGCGUAUAAGGUUCCGAACGUAAAGCACAACUUACUGGUCGAGCCCGAAAUUAUAAGAAACAAGUGGUGCCUCUCCAUAGGUACCUGCAUACAAAUAGAAAACAACUCGGGGCUGCAUUUCAGAAUAUACAAGGAAGGCAAAUCGAAAUAUUUUCCGCGUGUAAAUUUCAAGUGGAAGCUAAAGAAGAAUAGAAAAUCCAACGGGCACUAUUCUGCGUGGGAAACCUUGGAUGCAGAAAUAAAAAAUGAAAAGCAUAAAAAUAAGACCAAAGGCAGUCUAAAAAAUUAUCACUACCAGCACGAUCAGCAGCAUGAUCAUCACAUUCACCAUCAUUAUCAUAAUAAAAAAUUCACAACACAUGUAGAAAAAAAGAAGAACAAGGAAGGAUCGAAAAAAGGAGAUUAUAUAAACAUACUGCCCUUCAGCAAGAGAGCCAUUCCUCUGUUCUGGUUGUAUGAUUGUAGUUUACCAUACAUUAAAAUACUCAGAAAAAAAGAAAAAAAAUAUAACAUGAAAAAUUUGAGAAAAAGCAAUAAAGAAGGAGAAGAGAAUUUGGACAUCGAAGCUGUUCCAUUUAAUAUUCUUUACAAACUACUAAAUAAAUAUACCGUUAAUAACAAUAACAUUUACCAGAAGAAAUUGGACAUAUCCCCAUGUGAAAUAAUUUUUCAAGGCUUGAUAAUGUUUCACUGCUUCGUAAAAGUGAAGGAUGUACCAACUCAACAUAUAAAAGACACUUCCUACAAUUAUACCGUUGUCAUAGAACCCAUGGUUACGAUAAAGAAUAACCUACCGAACCCCAUCACAGUCAUUAUUAGAAUGAAGAAGAAAAAAGGACUGUUCAGUAUCAGUAAAAAUAAGCAGGAAAAUCAGGUAGAGGAUAAAAUUCUACACAAGCGUAACUAUGAAAUGAAUGAUGAUAUUACAAAAAUUUUGAAGAAGCAAGAAAUGUUCGCCAUGGUGCCUCCACAUCAUUAUUGGUGCUUGCCCAUCUGCACACAGGCCUUUUACAUGAAGGUGUUUUACCAUGGCCUGCAAAUAGAGAAGAUGAAUUUCAUAUAUGACUACGCCAAUGAAAUUAAGGACUACUACGAUUUUAAGGAUGUUAAGCUGCCCGAGUGGAAUGAGGCAUUCUACGGCGCAAAUAUGAACAGCGCGAUGAAGAAGGGCGACCAGGGAAGCAGCGCGGGUGAAAACAGCGGUGUGAAUGCUGCGAGCGCAGCCGCGAACCUCCGCGCGAAUGAUGAAAAGAACCUACACAGCAACCACAACAGCAACAAUGGAGGAAGUGCCUGCAACAUCAAGGAGGAGCACGCAAAAAACGUGAACUACUGGCAGUACAGAAAUAGAGGAGCGUCCAACGUGACCAAAGACAGUCGAUUUAUGUACGAAGAAAUGAUGAAGGUAUUUCAAAACAAUGACAGGAAUGGUGAAAACGCCGGUUUUAAUAGUCCCAACGCCAAUAGAAAAAACAGCAUGUACGAUACUUUGUUCAGAAAUAAUGUAAGCAAUAUGCACAGUUUUGGCGGAAAUGAGGAGAAUAAUUACCAGAGCAGGAAUAAUUUCAAGUACAAUUUUUUGUACGCAACGGAAGGUUUUUUUCACAUUUAUAUGCCAAACACUGACACGAUUACGUCAACCAAGGUGCUGAAUCACAAGUUUGGUCUAAUUGGAAAUAUGUUCUCCUAUGAAGAAUUGAAAUAUAUUUAUUUCGAAAAUAAAAUAAGUCAAAUGAAUAGGAAGGUGUAUGAUAAUUUGCACAUUUUUAAAAACAUUACUGUUUCUGCUGAUGUGUCUAGGAGAAAAAUCGAUUUCUAUUUUCCCUUCUUUUUUGAAAACACCACAAAUGUGUGCAUCUACGUAAAUAACAAGUUGUUGCCUCCCAAUAGCCGUUUAUACAUGACUGAGGAGGAAGCCAAAAGUGUGAGAAUUAAGUCUUACAAGCAUGAUUGUGAAAAUAAUUUAAUUCUGUGUAGUAAUGUCAGUGGUAGGAUUGACUGCACGAGGACUAAUAUGAUAAGACCGCUGAUAAAUUUGAUAUAUAGAAAAAUCAACAGAAAGCCAAAGGUACGAUUUUGGGAAAAAUAUGAAGAGAGGAGAAGGAAAAACAGCAACGUAAUGAACGCGCCUGCCGUUGCGGACGAAGAAGAGCACACUUCUGGGGAUGACGCAGAUAUGCUGAAAUCAACAAGAGAAUUCAAAUUAAGAGUAGUGCAGAACAAAGAUGAUAAUAUAAUUAAUGAUCAUGAUUUCGAGGUUGAUAAACAAGACACCGAAGGAGAGAGGAAAAAUGCGCACAACACGAAUGACUCGCACGCUCUGGGUUCCGGAAAAGAUCUCACAAAUGAGACAAACAAGGAAGACAAACAAAACGAACUAGGUGAAGGCACCCCACAGAAUCCCUCACAAAAGACAGACAAAAUAACCUGUUCAGAAAUUUUAAAUGACACAGAUUAUCUGCCCCAGAACAAGGAUGAUUUAUAUUAUUGUAACUCCAAGUUCUCUGAAAUAUCAGCAGAUCGAAAUGAGAAGGCAAAGAGCGAAACUACCAAAAAGUCAAAAACACACAAGUCUUAUAAAAAUGCAUUCAAAAAAAUGCUCAUGAGUAAUAAAACCCUAUUUAAGAGAAGAAAAAAAUUGAGUCAGAAAUCUUCAGGCUCCAUUAGCAAUUUUAAAAAAAUUAGAAAAUUUGGAUUAUUUCAUAAGCGUGUAAAAAGAGACAAAAUAAAUGCCGAGCGAGAGGAAGAAGAAUAUUCUGAACAUCUGGGUGAGAGGAGAGAACCCUAUGACAACGAUGGAAAUGAGGACUCCGUCGAUAGCAGUUACUACGAUGAGCAUGAUAAUGAUAGCAAGUUGAAAAAAAAAAGUAAGAAGAGGAAAAACAUGAAGAGGACCAACUUCAGCUACUCCAGGAGGGGAAAAGGAAGCAACAAAUUUUUCAUCAAAAGUUUGUACUCGCUUGAUAAGUUGGGACAGAAAUAUUUUAGAAAAGGGAAAAAGAAGAAAAAGAAGGAUUUGUCGUCCCAGGGGGAAAAAGGCACACACGAUUCCUCCUCUUCAGAAAAUGAAAAAUCCACAGGAGGUUUCCUCGCCUCGCAGGUAAGUUUUAGCAUUUUCCAUUUGUUCAAGGAAAAGGAAGAAACAAGCAAGUGCUCCGAAUUUGACGAAGACAUUUCCGACGAUAACGCGAAUGAUCAGAUCGAAACGGAAAAGGAGGAAAUAGAGCACGGGGAAGAAGUGGACGAAGCGGAGGAGGAAGAUGAAGCGGGCGUAGACGAAGAGGAUGAUCCGCUCCGUGAGAACAAGAGCAAGAAGAACAAGCACGACAUUUUGAAGUUCCGUCUAAUAAAGAACAGAAAAAAAAAGAAAAAAAAAGCCUCAAAUAAGAAUGAGCUCGAAAAUGAGCAAGACAAUGUGAGCGAAAAGAGCAAUUCAAAACUCAGGAAAGGGGGGGAAAACAUGUACCAGAAAAAGCGGUUCAGAAUGACCCCUUUUUUCAGCUCCAUCGAUAGUAGACACAAGGGGAAGGUAAUCACUGGAUCGGUUAGCCACGAAAAGAAUGCAAGGUUAUCCUCUGCAAAGUACAAUUUGGAUGGCAGUUCCUCAGAGAGCAACAAUUAUAACAAAAUCGCAAGCAAAGGGAAGUCUUCUUGGCGAGGAGAAAAUGAAGGUGGCUCCCGUACCAGGGUAUCCUUCAUGGAAAGGAACCUGCAUUCUGGAUUGAACAGGAACGAUGUUCAGGUAGAUGCUGGGGAGGAACUUGGAGACCACGUGAACCACGAACCGCACGUGAAAAGAAGAAUUUCACUGAGGCGUAUCUCCAUAAGUAAGAGACAACACAGAAAGUCGAAAAUGAAGGAAAAAGAUUAUUACGAAGGAGGAUUCCUGUCUUUAGGAGUCUGCGUCAGAUAUGCUGAGGAGCCAUUUAGUAAAUCCAAAAUUGUUACCUUUGUCAAUAGCUACAUAUUCAUAAAUAGGCUUCCAUUUGACGUAAAAAUAGCUACCGAUUCGGUUAGAAAGUCAGACAGCAUUUUUGCAAUCCAUAAUGCAGCACUUCACUCAGAUUUAAACAACGCUUAUAAGGAAAUGCUCCCAUUAGAUGCCCUCAGCGUUAGCAAAAGUGUGCACAAUAUUAAAUCUUUGAGAAACGACACGAUGGAAAAAGACGUGUUCGCAAGUAACGUGGGUGAUGUGUCGAGGGGGACGGAAAAUUGCAAAUUUGAUGUAAGCAAGGACCAAACGGCAGAUAUAGAUAUGGAAGCCAUCCGAAUUGAGGAUACCAAAAUGGAGAGAACUACGGCAAGGGGAAGUGAUAGAAAAACGUCCAACAUAAACGAUAACAGCUUUAACGAACAUGUAGGCCAUAUCGACGGUAGCAGCAACCUGAUUGUGAAUAGAAGCUGUGGAAAUUAUGAUAAUGGUGAAGGACCAACAGGGGAGGUAAACCAGACAGAGCAACCAUAUGGUGCGAAUAGUAAAAACGCAAAUGAUGAAGGAGCGACAAAUAAAAAUGAGACGUAUAUUAGAAGUGGAGAAAUCACAGCUUUUCAUUACCACAGGAGUUACAUAAAGAUAAAGGACUCCAGUGAGGAAUACAGCUCGCAGCCAUUUUCCCUAAUCCCGAAAAAUGUCCCAUCCAACUUCCAAAUCGAAUUAUUCAACAUAAAUAAAUCGCAGAUAAAUAACACAAACAAUUUAUUGGUAGAAGUAAAUGUAUGCAGUGGCAUUUUUGGAGACAAGCAACAAUUGCCCUACACAUACAAUGGCUAUUUUUACAUUUUGAGUUUACCGGUUAGACCCCAAUUCGAAAUUAUCAACGCCACAAAAUUUAUCAUAGCGUAUGCAACGGAUGUGAAUAAGUACACAAAGAAGUAUAUGAACAAUAACUACGAUACAUAUUUGAGGAGAAGCACAAAGAAUGGAGAUUUUCCCGUAAAAAUGAUUUAUCCAUACAGCUCCAUUUACUACACGCUUAGGAACAAUAACGAAAUUGAGUCGUCUAAAAUUGCCCUGAAAAUUGUAGGCGUACAGAAAAGCUCUUGGUGCAUCAAUACUAUCAACUCCUUCAUUGACAAUGUAGUUAUGUUGCCUUAUAGAGUGUAUGGGGAGAAUAAACUUUCAUCGGAGAAGAAAUUUAAGGGUAGGAGAAAUAGCCACAAAAAUGGGGAGGACGUAUACUUUAUAACAAGUCGAAGAAAUGCACAAAAUACACACCUGCAUAGAAGUGACGGGGGGAAUGUCGUUUUGGCGGAAUUACAAACUAAGGAUAGUUGUGCAGAGGUAGAAAAGGAGAACCGCAUUUUUAGCGGGGAUGGAGAAAAGGAAGAAGAUUGGAAGAGAAGACAGAAAAUUGAAAAGGAUAACAUGUUCCUAGGACAUAACUUGGUCAACAAAAAGUUAUACUCCUUUUUGAUUAUAAGAGAUAAUGGCAGCAGAGCUAUUGUGAUUACAGAAAAGUAUAGCCUAGCAAGGGAAAUUGUGAGCACCAAAAAUUUCAGUAAAAUUCAUAGGCUAAUUGCCAUAAGUAGGAGGAAGAAAAUUUUAUUAUCAAAUAAAAAUGCGAAUAGGAAAUAUAUGUUGGAUUAUAAAAAAAUGAAUUUUGUAUAUUUCAAUUUUCCAAUCGUUCCUGUGAUAUACCAAAUUAACAUCCCCAGAUUAACCGUCACAUGGAUUCAUAGACAAGACGUGAUAAUUGCUAUUCACUUGUCAAAUUUAAAAUACAGUGGCCAUAUAUACCCCAAGGAAAUUAUAAACUAUGACAUAAAUAACAUGUUCACGCCCAUCAACAUUUUAAAAAGGAAAGAAGUGGAAGAAUACGUGCAGUACGUUUUUCUCAACAGUUAUGUAGACUCCAUUUUCGUGAUCGAGCAGAUUCAUAUAGACCACUUUGUAAAAGGGGACAUCCCCGUCAUCCUGAAAAAUACCAACAUUGAAGAGAAUGAAGACACAUUUUUAUAUAUUCAUGUGAAGCAGUACUGUGUGGACUCGUUUAAGCAGGCCCCGAUAUAUCAAAGCAUAAUGAUUAAGAUCUCCCCGAUAAAUGCAAACAUCGAAUUAUUGGUCAUUGAGCAAUUAAUAGAAAUUAUAGAAAAGGAAAAGCAGCUGUUAUUGCUGUACGAACGGGAAGACAAAUCAUUACCACCACUCAUUGCGACAUCAGAAACGGCUAGAAAUGCCAUUAACACAACGCUGAAAAUAUUUUCCGACGCCAACUUUCUCAAAAUGAUAUACAUGGAUGAUUAUAUGAGGAGAACAACGGAGAAUGACUUCAUCCUGAAAAACAACCAAAUUGUGAAUAAUAACAUCAUCCUAAAUUCUGCGAAUAAAAAUGAAAGUAAAUACAAGAACAUACGUAACUAUGAACAUAAAUACGCGAAGGAAAGUGAAGCGGAAAUUAAACCAAAUGCUUAUUCAUAUUAUUUUAGCUCCCCACAAAUUAGAAUGAUAACACAGAAUAGAAUAAUCAACAUUAAUAACAUCACUGAGAAGAUUUGUUCUGAGGACUCCACCAACAGCUCCAUAUCAACAAAUAUGUGCAGCAAAAAUAAGAACAGCAGGAAUGUACAUAAAAAAAUAUGCAAAAUGUUAGUAGGUUACUAUAAGUACAAGAAGGUGCAUAAUUUGAUCAACAAUACUUACUACGAUAUUAAUAACAUGAAUGAUGAGCGUGUGUUGCCAAUAAAGAUUCAGUACUUUAGAAAUCAGAAAAUUUUUAUGAAUGCAUUUUCUUCUCACCUAUUUUUACACCCAAAUCCGAGAUGGAUGGACAAUAAGAGCAAACCUGUAUAUAUUAGGGAAUUCAAAAUUAACCCAAUUGAAAUUAUAGCCUCUAUAAGGACUUCAGAACAUAGGAUUUCAAGGAGAAUACUACACAUUGUGGAUGCACUACCCGUCGAUACUCCCUCCAUGAAAAUACAUUUGAUUUCGCAAAAGAGGAAUUAUAUCGUCUGUACAUGGGAUGGCUUAAUCCAGUCGUUAAAAGUUUCUUACUUCAGACAACUCUUGAGACAGUCUUUACCCAGCGCAUGGUUAUCCAAUCCCUUUGCAUUUAUUAAAGGGUUCAUAAAAGGAAUCACUGCUCUAUUUAAAGAAACGGUUAGGGGAGUUAAAACCAGUUCGAAUUUCUUCGAUGGAUUCAUGUCCGGAUUUAAGUGCGGAAUUAUUAUACUUGUUGUUAACACCGUUGGAGGCUUAUUUCAAACUUUAAGUCAUAUGUUAAAUGUGUGUCAUAAAAUAAUGGGAGGAUCAAGGCCACGACCACCAAGCAUCUUAGAUUCUAUAAUUCUCGGAUUGGAUGGGUUGCUGCUAGAUACAUUUUACAGACCUUGGGUUUCGUUAUUCAAUGACCCGAAGAUAUCUCUGAACAAAGGAAACAGCACUCUAAAAACUGUGUGCAUCACAAUAGGGUGUAUUCUCAGGUGCAUAUUUGCACCAAUUUUUGGCCUGCUGAACCUUUUUGCGUCCAUUACGGAAGGAUUUGCCAACACGCUCAUCGGCGACUUUGAGCGAUUCUCCAGGGUUCAGGAGCGUGCGGAUUUUGAAACAGAGAAGGUGCAUAACACCGUAGCCGCGAUGAGAAGGGGCAAGAGCUUCAUGAAGAAGACGACCAGACACGACAAGGGUGCGUAG